AUGGUAAGAACUCCUUUCUAUGACAAAAAUGGAGUGAAGAAAGGUGCAUGGAGCAGAGAAGAAGAUGAUAAGUUAAGAGCUUAUGUUCACAAAUAUGGUCACUCUAAUUGGCGUCAACUCCCCAAGUUUGCAGGUUUAGCAAGAUGUGGGAAAAGUUGCAGACUUCGUUGGUUGAAUUACUUGAGACCAAAUCUAAAACACGGGAACUACACCCCAGAGGAAGAAGAAAUAAUCAUCAGAUUACACCAACAAUUUGGAAAUAGAUGGUCCUUGAUUGCUGAAAAACUUGCUGGAAGAACAGACAACGAGGUAAAGAACUAUUGGCAUAGCCACCUGAAGAAGAGCUUGAAGAGAAGUGAAAUGACAGCAUCUGAGUUGAAGUUGAAGGGAGCUGAUGACAAGAGUUUUGAAGGAAAUUUAAAGGAAAAUUGUGGUGAUGAUAUCUUCCCUCAUAUUUUAGAAAGUUCAUUGGCCAUUUCUGCAGAAACAGCAGAAGGAGACAACUAUUCAGAAGAUGGUCUUCCUCCAUUAGUAUCAUACAAACAAUUCAGCGGCGAUUUUUGGUCUGAGCCAUUCCUCCUAGAAGAUACUAUUCAUACUUUUAAAGAUGACAUUUUCACUGCUAAAGGAAUGGCUUUGUUAAUUCCAAACUUCGAUGCUGCAUAUUUCAUGUAA
This is a messenger RNA of Vigna radiata var. radiata (mung bean), 675 nucleotides long. RefSeq names its product transcription factor MYB14-like. NCBI's taxonomy places the organism in Eukaryota, Viridiplantae, Streptophyta, Magnoliopsida, Fabales, Fabaceae. The record is from RefSeq and is a predicted model, not a curated record. The transcript is spliced from 3 exons. Bases 1 to 675 code for a protein of 224 amino acids.